CGUCCUUCGUCUCUAUUGCCAAUGGUGUAGAGUAGUGUGCUCGCUGCAGGCUUCAUUGAAUUUAACAUGUUGCUUCACCACUCUUUCAGUCUCUACUCGCAGGAUUGAGGUGUAACUGCAGCAAAAGUUUAAUGAAUGGUGCUUUCCAAUCUAGUAGCUUGCAGGCAGCAUUCUCGUACUGCGCACAGCAAGUGCGAAGCUAUGAUUACCACCACUACCUUUGCCUUCUUGAGCUUCCCCCUAACAUGCGGAAGGCUGCUUUUGCAAUCCGUGCUUUCAACAUUGAAACGGCCAGAGCUAUGGACGUCGCUUCUGAUCCCAAGAUUGGUCUUAUGCGCCUGGUUUGGUGGCAAGAAGCAGACAAAAUCUACGUCAAAAAGACAAUUGAACACCCAACGGCACAGGCGCUCUCCUCAGUCAUACACGAGAACAGAAUCACCAAGGGCUGGCUGAAACGGUUAGUAGAAGCUCGGAUCAAUGAUGCAAGGAGAGAGGUCACUGAAAUUCCAGAAAAAAUCGAAGAGUUGGAGCGAUAUGCUGAAGAUACUGCAUCAACUAUUCUUUACACAACGCUGCAAGCUGGUGGUGUCAUGUCCAGAGCUGAUCACGCAGCAUCACAUAUUGGUAAAGCGAGCAGCCUUCUUUUGCUGAUUAAGUCGCUGCCUUACCAUGCUAGCCGCAACCGCCAUUUUUCAUAUAUACCGAUUGAGGUAGCUAAAAAGCAUGGAUUACUAGUUGAACAGGGAGAUCGAUCAGAAAUAAAUUUGGAUUCUCAGGAAAAAAUAUGUAAUGUGAUGUUUGACAUGGCGUCUGUUGCUAAUGUUCAUCUUCAAAAGGCUCGUGGGUUAGCAGAAACGGUGCCUGCUGAGGCUCGUCAGGUGCUCCUCCCGGCCGUGCCUGCCCAAGUUUUGUUGGACUCUCUAAGAUGGGUGCAUUUCGAUGUGUUUGAUCCAUGGUUAGCAAAAGGGGUCCUCGGUUUGCCCCCCUUGUGGUUCCAGUUGAGAUUGAAGUGGCAUUCUUGGAGGGGUAAAUACUGACGUGGUUUUCUGUCUGUCCCUUUAUAAGUCAUAAAUUUCCAAGUGGAUUUUGCACCUUGCAUCUUAAAGUUAUGUUGACAUAUGUGGAUAUCACCCGGGGAUUUACACAGAUUUCUUGCACUUCAACUACGACAGAGAAUGAAAUUAUAUAUAGGUAAGUUUCUUUAAAGACAUAUAUGCUCAGCUGGAACAAGGAGAAGGUGAUAGUCAUCUUAUAGGCAACAAUCCCAGUACGCUGUACUCGUAUAUUCAUUCCUAAGCAACUUUAAAGCACCAUAAUCAAUUCAAUGCUUCAAAGCAACUUCCUUCAUCUUAUUGAUUCAUGAGGUUACAUAAUCGAUAAUAACAACAAUUUGAUGCUAAAUAUUUUAAUUCUUCGAAUUUUUUUUUUUUUUA
Molecule: messenger RNA, 1433 nt
Organism: Morus notabilis
Lineage: Eukaryota; Viridiplantae; Streptophyta; Magnoliopsida; Rosales; Moraceae
Product: NADH dehydrogenase (ubiquinone) complex I, assembly factor 6
Biological process (GO): biosynthetic process; mitochondrial respiratory chain complex I assembly
Cellular component (GO): mitochondrion
Source: RefSeq, a predicted model, not a curated record